Molecule: messenger RNA, 1767 nt
Organism: Falco peregrinus (peregrine falcon)
Lineage: Eukaryota; Metazoa; Chordata; Aves; Falconiformes; Falconidae
Product: basic salivary proline-rich protein 1-like
Exons: 1
Coding region: 1-1767 (588 amino acids)
Source: RefSeq, a predicted model, not a curated record
AUGCGGCGCGACGACGGAAGGAAGCCUCUCGCCUCGCCUGACCGUACGAGCAACACAACGCAGGAGAGGAGGGAAAGGGGAGGGCAACGGAGAAAACUCCGAAAGGCGAGGGCUGGGGCGGGGAGCGCGCGCUCCCACCACACGCACCCCGCGCGCUUCGGAGGCGGACCAGGCGCGCGGGCUCGGCCCGGCCAACGCACGGAGGAGCAGCGGCGCGCCCCGACCGCGCCCCGACCUGCAUACGCCCCCGCCUCGCGCCCGGGGACUCGGCGGGCUGCUGCUGCCGCCGACGGCCCGCACACGCGCGGCAACGCGCCUCUCGGGCACCGCACUACGGCAGCCCGCUUUUUCCCUGCGGCUCAACCCCGCCGGCAGCUCGGCAGGCCCCACACCGCACACCUCCGGAGGCGACAAAACCGCCCGAGCCCGAGACGGCGACGCACCGGCUCGGGGCCCGCCGGACGGCGCUCGCAGCCGCGAAGCCGCGACCGCCCUCCCGGAACCGCCGACACCACCGGCUUCUCGCCCCGACCCCGUCCCAAGCAGGCGCGCGCCACGCCGGAAGGCGACGAGCCCCGGACGGGGGUGGGGGUGUCGGGGGGCGCCGUCCUCUCUCCCCCGUCUCCACGCGGAGAACGAGGCCCGGACGCCUCCUUACCCCCAAAACCCCCGCCGACGGGAGGCACGCCACCUCCGCCGGGCGCGGCCGAGGAGGGCGGCGUGGAAGCGGCGGGCAGGGUCCAGGCCGGGACGGUCGAGGCCGGCGGCGGGCACCUUCCGGCCGACCGAUUGGACACGGGGGGCCGAGCGGUGACGGCACCGCCGCUGGGCGGGGGGGGCUUGCCGACCUUGGGCGACGGCAGAAGCCCGAGCGCUCGCCGGGGCGGAGAGAGGGCUCGCCGAGGAGCGCAGCGCGGCCACGGAGGCACGGCGACACGGCGGCCGCCGACGCAGCGCAGACGCGCCGCCCCCCCCCGAGCGGAGGAGACGGCGCUCCCACGCCGGGGACGCCCCUUAGACGCGAGACGGGCACACAGCAAGGACGGCUUGCGGCCUAACACACGCCGCGGUCUCUCCGCGCGAGACCGGACCGCGGAGGGGGGGCGGCAGCGGGACACCUCCCCGGCACGGCUGCCCGCUGGGGGAAGGCGGGGAACGAGCACGGUAUGGGUCGGUCGAGGCAGCGCCCGGCGGGUGGGGAGGGGAGGAAGGGGGUUGGGGAGAAGCCUUUCCGGGAGCGGACUCCCACGGCACGGCCUUCCACCAUACACCACCGCCACCGCACCACCGCCACGCCACCAGCGGAGGCGCCACCGCCGGCUCAAAACUACACCGCUUCCCCCGGGGUCGCAUCGAGCCGCCCGCGUCUUUAAACCGCCGCCCGGCCGCGCAGCCUUCGACCCCCGGGGCUCGCCGAGGGAGGGCUGCGCAGAAACGCGGACGCUAGGUACCUGGCCCUGGGGUGAGGGAAACGACCUGCAGGGCCCCGCGGCGGUGCCUCCCCCGCUGCCACCAUCGGGGGAGCGUCCGCCCGCGGGGGCGCGCCCGACGUCCGCCGCCAACACCUCGUCCUUCCUUACCCGGGGGGCCGGGGUUUCCCUCAGUGACCCGGCGCUGCGCCCGAGAGGAGACACGUGGCUGGGGCCGCCCGCUCGCGCGGGGACGCGGCCCGGCGAGGGGGGGAGACACGCCUCGCGCCUCGCCCACCGACGGCGCGGCUCACCCCCUCCACCCGCUCGCGGCUCCCCCCCCCCCUCCCUCCCGUAG